Bombus pyrosoma is the source of this 3184-nucleotide messenger RNA. RefSeq names its product LHFPL tetraspan subfamily member 5 protein (gene Lhfpl). The transcript is spliced from 7 exons. Gene Ontology annotation, cellular component: plasma membrane. The coding region runs from base 1580 to 2467 and encodes 295 amino acids. Lineage: Eukaryota; Metazoa; Arthropoda; Insecta; Hymenoptera; Apidae. Gene Ontology annotation, biological process: sensory perception of sound. The record is from RefSeq and is a predicted model, not a curated record.
UAAUAGGGAAUUUCUUUGGUAACGGUAUAAUUCACUUGGGUCACAGCCUGCUUGAAAUAUGAAUAUAAACUGAACGAAUUUUUCCUUCAAAUAUUUGUGAAAAAAUAUACACACAUACUAAGGAAUAUAUCCCACAGUGGUCUUGAUAGAAGCAAGAGGAGGCUAAUAAAAACGUAAUCAAGUCAAAAUUGCAAGUAAUCGUGGUCUUUCUCAGUCAUUUAACUUUCAAAAUUGUAGAAAUCAGAGCAAGGAAAGUAGUAUACUUUUACUAAAAGGUAAAAUUGGGCCAUUUCUGAAAAACGUGUAUCCGUAUGUUAACGCUACUAUAUUAUCGUUAGUACUUCGUGGGUUCCUAAUAAUACGUAAUCAGAGUUCCCUUUACAUAAUUUCAGUUUAUAUUAAAAAAUGCCUGGACGUGUUUUAAAGGAAAUAUGUACGUCAAAUUCAAAAGGUACGGUCAGCAUUGUUAUCACGUCAUCACGAAAAUAUGUAUAUACAAUCCGGUAUCAUGUGAAAGAGUAUGUAAGUUAUUUUGACAUUAACUCUGACAUACUACUAAAUUAUAUGACAGAAUUCACUCUUCUCAUAUGUUCAGAUUUUUCUACAUUAUCGCUUGAAGACUACAAAUAAUGAACCACAUAAAUAACAUUACCAAUGUUUUGAAGUUUACCAAUGUUAUACAUGUAAAGAAGAAUUUGAAAAGAUUUCUCACUUAAUCGAUAUCUUUUAAAAAUAUGUUAUAUUGUCUACGAAUAGCGGGAAUAACAGUGCAUUCAUUAUUUAUUUUUUCGAUAUCAGCAGGGACUGGCUGAAGAAGAACAGUCCACGUACGAAGUACGUGGUACGAGUCGGUAUCCCUACUCCCAAUGUUCUGUAGCGAUGUCGCCUUUCUCUUGAGCUCAGGGCCCGUAAAGAGGCCCCAUUCACAGUCCUCGUCUCAUUCUCUCGUGCUAGUCCCCCUUCUUUCUAUCUACCUGGCAACCUCUGUUCACCUGAACAGCCAUCUUGAGCUAUACGCUGCGCUAUCAUAACUUGUCCCCUUUAAGACGUAUUUUCGAUUCGUUGAGGUGAUCAGCCGCGUCGACUUGUAGUUAACAGUAGCUAUGUGAGCUAAUUCAACGGACUGUCGUCGUAUCUCUCUAUCCUCGUCGAUUCCAUUUCCUCUCGUGAUCCUGUUCGCGCGUACAAGUUUCUUUCUUUCAAAUAAAUAUUUCACUCGAUUCCUUCCGGUUUUAUACAAAGUUUGUUUUUUAACUCCUGUCCAGUGUAUCAAAGAAAAUUGAAGGUUUCUCAGGGAAUAGAAUUCAAUGAACGUGAAGUGAAGUUGGGUGAUUGACAAUUCGAAACAGAUGUCUUUGGAGGUAUCUUGAGCGAAGUUCAGCGAAAGGGAGAGGUGAAGAUCAUUGGAAGGAAAAACGGGUUGCACCUUACUAAGGCGAUCGGUGAAUGUUCCGAUGUAAAUGUCACGGGCGGCACUGGCACCGAUUUAACGUGAGAACGUACACUGGAUCUCGACGUAAAGCUGCAGGAUCGGUGAUGAGGAAACGCUGAAGACAAUCUAUUGGCGAAGGACGACAACAUGGGCUCGAAGAUAGAGUAUGUGGAAUCCUCUCAUAUGUACGCGACGAAUUAUAUUCGUAAUUCGAAGGCGAUCGGUGUUCUCUGGGGUAUUUUCACCAUAUGCUACGCUAUAAUCGGAGUCGUGGCGUUUGUCACGCCGGAGUGGCUGGGCGAUUUGGAACACGAGAAUCCAGGAAGAUUCGGCCUCUGGACCAGAUGCAGCUACGGUGGUAAUGGUGAAUUGGGCGAGGAAUGUAUAGGCAGAUUGGAUGAUCUGUCUACGAUCGCGAACAUUCCCUUCAGAGUAAGCACCAUUCUAGUCGGCGCCGCUGUCAUAAUAGCUCUAUUGACAAUUUGCGCGAUGCUUCUCUUCUUUUUCUGCCAGAGUACGACUGUGUUCUACCUGUGCGCCUGGAUGCAAGUAGUUUCAGCAAUAUCUAUGGCGAUUGGAGUUUGCAUUUAUCCCUUGGGCUGGGAUUCACCUUUAAUUCGAGCUGUCUGCGGUGCCGCUGCAUCCAGAUACAAUCCAGGAGCUUGCGCCGUUAGAUGGGCGAUACCGUUAGCAGCAAUCGCAGCUCUAGAUGCUGCUACCUUGGCCGCGCUCGCUUUUAUUCUAGCGUCCAGGCACGUCAGACUUCAACCUGAACCCUUCAACAACGGUUCCUUGUACAAAGGCGAAGUAAACCCAGGGUACGUGAACGAGGCGCAGAGUGUCGCUGGUUCUCGAAAAUCCCUCUCCUUGCGGCCGGUGCUCUUGGUCGCUCCACCAGAACAGGAUCGCUACAGCGAACUCUCCAGAGCGAAAUCUCAUUCACAUCAUAGCCUUUACACACCAGCACCAUCCCACCCGGCCCAUACGAUGUCGACGAAUACCUUGAAUCAUUCUCAACAUAAUUUUCAAUUGUAGAUCACCGAAGAUCGUGACUAUAUCGCUGUACAUAGUUUAUCAUACUACCACAAGUAUGCUUUCCUUUUCUUAUUAGUAUUUUUAUAAUUCUAUGAGAAACGAGAACAAACACUGUAAAUAAUAUCAUCGAAUAUCUUUCCUUUAUGUUAUAGACGAGCGUUUCUUUUCUUUUUUUUAUAAUUAUUUUAUAAUUUUAUACGAAUUAAUAAUUGCUAUGUUAAAUUAUGCAAUCUCAAAAGCCUGUAUAGAGUGACAUCCUGUCGAUUCGUAAUACUUUUGUAUUUUGUAUAUACAUUAACGUAAUUAUUUUUAACGCGUUGUGAACGCGUUUCCCUUUGCAAUGUAUAUUCUAUACAUGUAAUUAAAGGUAGCUUUUUAUAUAUAUACAUAUGUAUAAUAUAUUAUAUAUGUUUGUUCUCUCGUUCCUAACGAAUAAAUGAUAUGUAAUUGUCAGAACAGAACGGAACAGAACAGAACACCAUCUUAUUUUAGGAACUUACAAAAAUUGGUACUACACUCUCUCUAUCUUUUUUUUUAUUAUAAACAAGUAACAUAAAUUAGUUGUUUUACAGAACGGGGAGAGUCUUACAUAGCGAGCAAGUUGCGUAUAAUAAAUAAAGAACACCAGAAUGUGAAUCAAGGAUGUUUUGUAUGUAAUUAAUAUUAUACCUAUCCUGUAAAAAUGUUAUUCUUUAAUAAAGAAAAUUCAAACGUGUA